Molecule: messenger RNA, 1066 nt
Organism: Vitrella brassicaformis
Lineage: Eukaryota; Vitrellaceae
Source: the annotation of a GenBank genome assembly
UCAAUUGCACUGGCGUGCGGCACGUCCUCUCGGGCACGUCCUCUCACGCGAAGACAGAGCACUCGCAGACAGAGGUUUGGGGAAGUUGACGGGCAGCGGUCGGAGGGCGUCAGGCUCGAUGGCGGGGAGGGGGCCCCUCAUCACCUGACACACACGACACACCUCGGGGGAUGUUCGCGGACGUGCAGAUGCGUGUGUUUUUCGCGGCACCUGAUACACUUCAACGACGUCAGCCGUGAAGUAACGGCUGUCCGCCAGAAGGUUGUGAACCGCAUUCCACUUCCUGCCGGUGAAUCCUGGUGGUGUGAUGCCUUUGUCGAUCCACUGACAGCAGCUGAGGAUGGAGGGGGACGGAGUGGCCGACUUUGAAUGCCCCAGCCACAGGUUGCCGCGUGCCAUCGUGAUCUUGCCGGAUCCGAGGCCGGGGUUCGCCGUCGCUACAGCUCCGUCCCUCCCGGCCACUUGCACCCGCUGUCUGUCCUGCGGUGGGUGGAUCUGUGUGGGCUGAGGAAAGCUGCCGCUGAGCGAAAAGAGGAAGAGGUCGCCUGUGGUCAUCUGAAUGGAUGUUGGAUUGUUCGGUUGGUUGAGGGGCCCGUCGAAGAAGACGCCAAACUUGUUGCUGUUGUUCUUGACGGCGAACAGCAGACGGCGGGCCGACCCCACCUUGCCCAUGAAGUCAGCGAAUGUGUCGCCGUCACGUGUCGACCUGACAGACAACAGAGGCAAUUCUCCUCACGUAUCCACUGCUUGAUUCACACACCUUUUGUCUCACCUGUAGAGCAGCUGGAGGGAGGGUCGCCUUAGCCACUGCCGCAGAUGGGGUACGUGCGGCCCCUCGAUGAUUGAGGCCGCGUCAGAAAUGCCAAAGCUGACCUUGUCGACCUGUAAACACCAAGAAUAAUGCCAUCGGUCGCGUUUUCCUCUGUCUUUCCCCUCCUCUCACGUGUCGGUAGAUGUAUCUGAGGUUGUUGGGAUCGUUGAAGUUGCACUGAUGGCCCUCACUCAGCACUAGCUGAAUCGUCGUCAAAACGCCCCUCGCGUGGAUCUUCUUCUCUGUAACUGUCAU